GAAGGGUAGGGCUGCCGAAUUCGCUGUCCUGCCCUUUUUCUGUGGUCCUGACGUCCUUCCUUCUCCCGACUGUCACACAGUUUCGGGGAUGUAGAUGAUUAUUUUUAAGCAAUUUAGCCGGUCCUGCUAGAUUUCUGUCUUUUUGGGGGGGCGUAUUUCGCGUACAUACCCGACAUGGGGUGUGUUUUUGAAGCGGCACCGCUUGUUUACCCCUACAGACCGGAGCCCGGCUCGCAGGGUACUGUAUAGUUCACAUUUUUAUUUUAUUUUUUUUUUAUGACUCAAGGUAUUUAUUGGUGACUGGGUAUUAUUUUUUUUUUAUCGGGGGGAAAAACAACAAAAUACAUUGCUGGCGAGAUCAUUGAUGGACCGAAGAUGGUUUUAUUGCCGAAAAGGUUUUUUUCCCACUUACCAACGUUUUUGGACCGGCUCGGGCAGUAGAAAAAAACUGUUUUAAUUUUCCUUUCUUUCCUACCGAGAUGGUAUAACAUUUGUUCUUUUUUUAUUUGAGUUCUCUCGUUUUCCUCCUUUUCGGUUAUUUCACACAUUGCUUUUCCUAUUUCAAGUAUGCGAGAGCUUUAAUUGAACCGGAGAAGAAAGUGUUGUUUUUUUCACCCUCCCCUGUAUUACAAUGAAAGGGAGCCGAAAUGAAUUCUCUUCGUCUAUGAAGCCGAAUGAACCAGACGCCUGACGCUCCCUUCCUGAACCGCGGACUCCGGCGGCCCAACAUGGACCGAAUCUAGCUCGUCUGUCGGGUUUUCCCCUCUCUGGCUCUGCGCGUCGGUACCGGGACUGGUAGCGCUUCGGCCGGCGGCUGUGUGACGGAGCCGCGGAAAUGCGGCGGGUCUGAGGGUACCGGCGCCUCCGAGGGGAUCCAGGCCGCAGGAGGGGCGGCGCAGCGCUCACGGACACUGGGAUGUCGACUGUUAUUUUAAAGACAGUUUUAGUUUUGUAAAUACGUAGCGUUCGUAUACAGAGCCGCGUCAAGCAGGGGAAACUCAGGGAAAAAAAAAAUGUCUUCUCGCUCAGCACUACCAUCUGGGAACGAAAGGAAUUCCGACCACCAUGCCUCGCUCACAGGCAGCCGCUCGGAGAAGGGCUCCGGCUGGUCGAGCCGCUCCCUGGGCGCCCGGUGUCGGAAUUCCAUCGCCUCAUGCUCCGACGAGCAACCGCACAUCGGCAACUACCGCCUGCUCAAAACCAUCGGGAAGGGUAACUUCGCCAAGGUCAAGCUGGCGCGACACAUCCUGACGGGGAGGGAGGUUGCAAUAAAAAUUAUUGACAAAACUCAGCUGAACCCUACCAGCCUGCAAAAGCUCUUUAGAGAGGUACGGAUAAUGAAAGGUCUGAAUCAUCCAAACAUAGUGCAACUGUUUGAAGUGAUCGAGACUGAGAAGACACUGUAUCUGAUCAUGGAGUACGCCAGUGGGGGCGAAGUGUUCGACUACCUCGUGUCUCACGGGAGAAUGAAGGAGAAGGAAGCGCGAGCCAAAUUCCGGCAGAUUGUGUCUGCUGUGCACUACUGUCACCAGAAGAACAUCGUUCACAGGGACCUCAAGGCGGAGAAUCUCCUGCUGGAUGCCGACUCUAACAUCAAGAUCGCCGACUUCGGCUUCAGCAACGAGUUCACCCUGGGGAACAAGCUGGACACUUUCUGCGGGAGCCCCCCCUACGCCGCGCCCGAGCUCUUCCAGGGCAAGAAGUACGACGGGCCCGAGGUGGACAUCUGGAGCCUGGGCGUCAUCCUGUACACGCUGGUCAGCGGCUCGCUGCCCUUCGACGGGCAGAAUCUGAAGGAGCUGCGGGAGAGGGUCCUGAGGGGGAAGUACCGCGUGCCCUUCUACAUGUCGACCGACUGCGAGAACAUCCUGCGCCGCUUCCUGGUCCUCAACCCCAGCAAGCGCUGCACCCUGGAGCAAAUCAUGAAGGACAAGUGGAUGAACGCUGGGUACGAGGGGGACGAACUGAAGCCCCACGUGGAGCCCCUGGAGGACUACAGUGAUGCCAGCCGCAUCGAGGUGAUGGUGGGUAUGGGCUAUUCCCGUGAGCAGAUCAAGGACGCCCUGACCAAACAGAAGUACAACGACAUCACCGCCACGUACCUGCUGCUGGGCCGCAAGAACAACGAGCUGGACAGCAGUGAGUCCCGCUCGGGGAGCAGCCUGUCUCUGGCCCGGGUGCGACCCAGCACCGUCACCAACGGAACCAGCAAGCACUCGUCCGCUACCUCCUCCUCCUCCUCCUCCCAUGGCAAGAGCCAGCGCAGCGCCUCCACCUACCACCGGCAGCGGAGGCACAGUGAUUUCUGUGGCCCCUCCCUCCCGGUGGCGCACCCCAAGCGCAGCCCCACCAGCACGGGCGAGGCGGACCUGAAGGAGGAGCGCAUGCCGUCGCGCAAGACCAGCUGCAGCGUGGUGGGCAGCCGGAGCAUCCCCCCUUCCAGCCCCAUGGUCAGCAGCGCCAACAACCCCAACAAGUCCGAGAUCCCCGACCGCCGCAAAGAGAUUAAUGCCACCACGAACAACAUCCCUGCAAGUGCCAUGACCCGGCGGAACACGUACGUGUGCACGGACCGGUCCAGCACCGACAGGCACUCCCUCCUGCAGAACGGCAAGGACAACAGCUCUCUGUCUCACCGGCUGCCCCCGGCCUCGCCGUCGACCCACAGCAUCGCGGGCGCGGGCGCGGGGGGGGCCUCCUCUGUGGGCGACCGCUCCCGGCUCUCUCGCGGCUCCACCAUCCGCAGCACCUUCCACGGGGGGCAGCUCCGGGACCGCCGCCCGCCCCCCCACGCCGCCCCGCCCACCUCCCCCACCCUGUCGCACGACGCCAGCCCCCUCCCUCACGCCCGCAGCCGAGCCACCUCCAACCUCUUCAGCAAGAUCACCUCCAAACUGACCCGCAGGGUCAAUCUUGACCCUUCUAAGCGCCAGAGCUCAAACAAAUCUGUCUCGGGCUGCACUCUUCCGCAGGGAUCAAAAACAGUUAGGUCACAGACGAACCUGAGAGAGUCUGCAGAUCUCCGGUCACAAGAUGCACUGUUUCAGGUUAAACCAGCAAGUCGCCAUUUACCUGGGUAUCAAAAAGCGCCAGAGCCCCGGCCCCCCCGAUGCGGCUGGGAUGUGAGGGUACGGAGCGCCCGGGACCCCGCGGAGGUGCUGCAGGCGCUGCGGGAGGCGGCCCAGGGCUGCGGCUGCCAGGUGCACCCGGCCGGGCCCUUCCUGCUGUCCUGCGCGCACGGGGCGGCGGGCGGCCGCGUGGCCUUCGAGGCCGAGGUGUGCCAGCUGCCCGCGGGGCCCUGCGUCACCAGCGGGGUGCGCUUCCGGCGCGUCUGGGGGGCGCCGCUCGCCUUCCGGGACAUUGCCACAAAGAUCUCCAAGGAGCUCGAACUCUGAGGGCGACUGUGGGGGCGGCGGCGGGGGGUUUCGGGAGAGAAGGGGCAGGGGUGGGAGUGGACAAGACGGACUGAAUCCUCUCACACCCCCAGUGCCGAUACUCCAGGACUCCCGCACGGAUAGGCUCCCGAGCCGCGCCCCCGCCUCCCACCCUCAAGACACCGCCGGUCCGGAACCAAGGACACCCAGCAGGACUCCGCCCGGAUGCGCUACUCUUCUCAAUAUUAUUGUUGUCAUCGCAAUUCUUGCAAUUCUUGUUCUUCAUUCUCAACAGCUGCUAUUUGAAAUAUUUUUAAAUAAGUUGGCUUGGCUGUCACAGGCCCGAGGUUCAGUCUUCUUCUUGUUUUUAUAUAUUUUUUUAAUUAAUUUAAAAUGCAGUUGGCGUGUGCGUGCGAAUGAGGUGGGAGGGUGUUUUCCAAAGGGUGCAGACAGCCCAGUUGGGCCAGGCAGUGCUGGGAACUCGACAGACGUGGCCGGAGUGCGUUUAGGGAAAGUAUCUGGAUUUUCUGCCCGUCGGAUUCGUCUCCUUCCUUUUCCUGCCAGGAAAAGUGUUGAGGCCUGACAGCCCAGUGCUUUUCACCCCAGAAAAUGCAGGACCAGGGCAGGAAAGGAAAUGUCAGUCUACGUGUUUUUCCAUCUUCGGGGUCUGUUAUUUAUCUCAAAUUCACAUUUUCCGAACAGUUGGUUCCAUAUUUUUUAGAGCGAGUUUUCUUUAGUGGUUUAAGACAGAAAAUCGGGAACAAGCGAUAUCGAGUAUGAAGGACACCACACACCUUUGCAGCCUUCAAGGUCAAAACCAAGCUCUCCCCCUCUGUGUGGGGAGGAGCCUAGGGCGUGCAGUUGUGUGCGCGGAGAGGAAAAGCAGAUCAAACAGUUUUCCCAAGCAUGGCCUGCUAUCACUGCAGGCUCAUAAACAGGUGCUGUGUAGAACCAGGGAGGGGUGGGGACAGGUAAGUGAGCCCAGGUGUGCAGUUUAUCAUGAGCCGAUUAUCUGUGUUACAUCCUUUCUGAAGGAAUACUAGCCGACUCUACUGUGUUUGGUGGAGGAGGGAUGCGAUUUCAUCUGAAAUAGGAUUUUAAAACAAGUUGAUGAGGAAUGUGUUAAUGAAGAGUAGUGGACAGUAUACAGUUGGCCUUUUAACCAUGUGAAGACUCAAAAGUUGUUCAGAUGUUGCUUGCAGGGGGAGUUUUAGAAGCUCAGAGGAUUUCAGCGAAAGAAUCUGCUCCUCUGGAGUCAUUCCUAGAAGGCGUAGACUUAGUUAUCGUAGCGAUGGGGUUUUGCCUUGCUUUCCCUCUGCUGGGGCCUGUAUGUCUUCCACUGUCUGGCCAGGGACUGGCUCUGUCGAACCGUCAGCAGGACACAUUGUUUUUCCAAAAACUGGGUUGUUGUUCAACCCUUGUCUUUGUGUUGGACAGUAGCACCUCCUCUCACACACACACACACACACCUGGACAUACUGACAUAAUCCCCAUGAAAGAGUUUACAAGCCCACCUGGUUUCUGACCAAGAGCCGCCAUUCCCAGCGUGUCUGUUCUGCUCUAAAGACAGCCUUAAGGACAGUAUUAUUGCCUUGGAGCACUGAACCUAGCAAGACCUUUUUUCAGUUGGAUCACCUCAGGCUUUUCCAGGACAUCAGAUGUAGCUGCAAACUAAAUCCCAGAGCAAAAGAGUAAUCACAUUAGCUCUUUUAAUGCCUUUUCUGAAACAUUAUUCUUAAGCUUCUCCACAGGUGCAGGACAAACACCAGCUCUCUUCAGCAGGAAUCAUAUGUAUUGUUCAAAUUAGGCGUCACGCGUCAAGCAGGUAGCUGUAGAUUUCAUCCAGGUGUUGUGAACAGAGGUGGGCACCAAACCAUAGCCCUGCAUGUUCACAGAAGUCAUUUUUGUUUAAAAAACUGCUGCUUUUUGUCCUUGGCGAGUUAUGUUAAUUAUAACAGUGUUUUUAAAUUUGAUUCUACUUGCGAGAUGGACAUUCUGUUAAAUUAGUCAGCAGGUCCAGUGGAACAAGGCAUAGAAGUUAGUCGGUACUCCUGAGGGUGGAGGCCUGGAGCAGUGUUUUUUGUGGCCAAAAUUCUGAUCUUUACUAUUAGUGUUGCAUGUGAGUGUCUUUCAUGAUGUGUCAUUUGCAGAAAGAAUCCGGGAAUAAUUAAGCUGUUGUGGAGAAACAAAAUCCUGAAAUAUCCUGGAAAAGCCAUGUGUGUCCUGUGGGCAUUGAGGGUUCCUAUGCAAGUUCUGAAAAUGUUACAGGUGUCUCACUUUACUGGGAGAGUGGCAGCUGUGGUGAAAACAGGGAGACACACAAACACAGAGAACACUCUGUCCUCUGAAAUGAUCCUUAAUCAACUGUCUACAGCUUUGUUAUGUCUCAUUUUUGCAUUGGUUUAAUGUUUUGCCAUUAAGGGAUAGAGUUGCCUAUGUGUGAACCAGCAGCUCCAGCUCAAGUCCAACUGAUCCAUCAUUUCUGAUUUUUACUGUUUCGCAAUACUGCAGUAUCUUAAAAUUGUUUUUUAGGAAUAUUUAUCUAUUAUAUAUAAACACAGUAGGUGCGAAUAUAGAAGUCUUAGUUUGGAAACUGGUGCUUGUGUGUAUUGUAAAAAACAAAAGAGACAAUAAUUUGCUAUCUUGAUGCAAAGAUGAGAUAAAAUGAACUGUUCCAGUCAGAUAGGGAGAGUUCAGUACAGGGUCACUGUUCAUAAUCUGCAGCCUUUGGAUUUCCUUUCUUCACUAUAAAUAGGAUUGGUAUCAGUCUCCACUGAUUGACUAGGGCCAUUUGAGUUUAGUUUUACAGCAUUGACCUAACAAACUUCUGAAGACCUGAAUCUCCCUUUUGUUAGGUGAGAUGUAAGCCCGGAGCAGGGAACUGAGGGACCAGCAGUUUAAGUCUGCAUUGGAUUGUUCUUCUGACAAAGUGGGGAUACAGUAAUUCCUGCUCAGGAUGUGCUUGGAAUUUCACAACAAUAUCAAGUCUGAGUGAGGUUAAUGCUGUGUCCUGGCUCCAGGAGAGUACAUGCUAAGGCAUUAUCAGUAUUGUUGAUGAAACUAAUUGAAGGAGCAAAUCUGAACUGAACACUUUGUGCUGUUGGUUCCAGAGCAGCUGGCAGUGUUUGUUCUGGAGCAGCUGGUGUUCUGUGCUCCAGAGCACUUGGUGCCAUUUUUUUUCUGGAGCAGCUGGUGCUGUUUGUUCUAGAGCAGCUGACACUGUUUGUUCUGGAGCGGCUGGUGUUCUGUGUUCCAGAGCACUUGGCACCACUUGUUCUGGGGCAGCUGAUGCUGUUGAUUCUGGAUCAACUGGUGCUGUUUGUUCUGGAGCAGCUGGUGAUGUUGGUUCUGGAUCAACUGGUGCUGUUGGUUCUGGAGCAGCUGGUGCUCUGUGCUCCAGGGUGCUGAACACUAUGUUCCAGAGACGCUGGCAUUACAGCUGUCACAUUCAACACCCCUGGCCCACCUGGACCCAACUCCUCUCACCCUAAAGAAGUCGAGUCAGGUCUUGUGUAAACCCAAAAGAGUGCUUGUAUUUAUAUUAUUGUGUAGAGAACAGAGAAAAAUUACAACAAAUUAAAAUUAAUUGUUCAACUUUUUUUUUUAAUUUUUAAGUUAUUAUAUAUCUGGCACUGGCCUUGGUGCCAUUAGAUGUAAAAACUGGGAAAUAUGAGUAACCUUGAGAAAUAAAAUACACAGCUAUUGGAACCUGUA
Messenger RNA from Lepisosteus oculatus (spotted gar), 7088 nucleotides. RefSeq names its product MAP/microtubule affinity-regulating kinase 4-like. The record is from RefSeq and is a predicted model, not a curated record. Gene Ontology annotation, biological process: protein phosphorylation; intracellular signal transduction; microtubule cytoskeleton organization. Gene Ontology annotation, molecular function: protein serine/threonine kinase activity; ATP binding; tau-protein kinase activity. Gene Ontology annotation, cellular component: cytoplasm. Lineage: Eukaryota; Metazoa; Chordata; Actinopteri; Semionotiformes; Lepisosteidae.